GAAACGCGCCUUCAACCGACUCUGAUCAUCACUGAUGAAUCUAAACAUCAUGAACAAUAGUCACCGGAUCAUUUAUCAUCAUUAAGAAACACCAACAAAGGUUUUAAACAGGACACUGAAGUGGAGACGAUGACUUCUGGGAGCCCACUGGAGAUGCGCGGGCUCCCGCGAAGUACAUGCGAUUCUCAUGCAGGCAGAACUCGGCAGAACACCGGAAGUAACCCGGAAGCAGAGGAACCCUAUUGCAUUGUGUGUGGAUGUAGAGCCAUAGACGGUUUGUAUAGUGCGCUCACAUAUUCACAUAUAAUCUGGUUUGCCAACCGCCAAUAAAUCAGCAGAAGACGAAGAGGAGCUCAGACACUGUCUCAAUGUUUACUAUCAGACAAUGGCUUCAAGCGACUAAGAUGGAGAGUAAAUAGCAGCGGGUUGUGUCAAAGCCGCCGCACCCUCAGGUUUGUUUGUUUCUUGUCUUGGAACGGGAGACAUGCGCUGGCGUGUUGUUUUACAAUUGGCCGCCAUCACCCUGUGUAUCAUCCAAUAUUAAGCACAUCUCGCCGGCCAGUCUGCUCGACUCCUCACAGACCGAUCCUCCCGCACUCAGAGUAUUGUCCAUUAUGUGUCACCUGCAGCUGAGGACUCUGGUCUUUGCAGCCUGGGUGCUGGGCUACGUCGUCUUCCUGCUCUCCAUCCGGAGGAUGUGGACGGGGAAGUACGUCCGCAGUCCGCUCGUCCGCUCGUUGUUUUCCAACAUGGUGAGCGAGGGCGACGCGGCAGCCGCGGACACUGAAGAGUGGUACCGGUGCUGUCCUGACCUCCUCGGAGAAUCUCUGAGGCCCCUGUUCGUUCAGAGCCACCUGGACUCGGACACCAGGGCUUUUCUGAAGCAGAGUGUGGAGAAGUCUGGCUGGAUGUUCACCCAGCUCUACCAUUCCUUUGUAUCGACGGUCCUCAGCCCUCUGGUCUCACGCACCUCCAUCAAUGGGUAUCUGGGCCGUGGCUCCAUGUUUGUGUUUUCCGCGUCGCAGCUCCAGCAGAUACUCCGGAUUGAGCCGGAGUGGAGGGCACAGAGGCUCCUGGACCUCGGAGCUGGGGAUGGAGGCGUCACAGAGGUGAUGGGGGCCCAUUUCAACGAGGUCUAUGCAACUGAGGUGUCGCCACCAAUGAGAUGGCAUCUUCAGAGGAGGAAUUACAAAGUGCUGGAUAUAGACGAGUGGCAGCAGACUGGUUUCCACUAUGACGUCAUCAGCUGUUUGAACCUUCUGGACCGUUGCAACGACCCUAUGUUUCUCCUGCGGGAGAUCAAGCGAUCGCUCGUUCCCAACACGGGGAGACUCAUCCUGGCCGCGGUGCUUCCCUUCCAGCCCUAUGUGGAAGUCGGAGGACAAUGGCAGCGUCCCACAGAACACCUUAAAAUAAAAGGAAAGACAUGGGAGGAGCAAGUGACCAGCAUGUCGGAUGAGGUGUUCAGUAGGGCGGGGUUUGAGGUGGAGGCGGUGACCCGGUUGCCAUACCUAUGUGAAGGGGACAUGUACAACGAUUACUACAUGCUUGAUGAUGCAGUUUUUGUUCUCAAGGCCUCAGAGACGAGCGAAGAGGCUGCUCAGUGAAAAGCAAAUCCGCUGCGCAGCCAAGGCUCUUAACUUCAUCUUGGAUGGGUUUUAGUGCAAUUUUCAUAAGCUUCAUUCGUACAACACGGUAUUUCUGACUUGCUCAAACGGUGUGGGUCAGAUGUGAAGCUCAGGUUCUGUAAUUCCUACGUUUACCAGCCAUCUUGUGUGACAGUGAUACCUCUACCUUUUAAGCAAAAAAAACAAAA
This is a messenger RNA of Platichthys flesus (European flounder), 1816 nucleotides long. RefSeq names its product methyltransferase 9, His-X-His N1-histidine (gene mettl9). Gene Ontology annotation, molecular function: protein-L-histidine N-pros-methyltransferase activity. The transcript has 5 exons. NCBI's taxonomy places the organism in Eukaryota, Metazoa, Chordata, Actinopteri, Pleuronectiformes, Pleuronectidae. Bases 615 to 1607 code for a protein of 330 amino acids. The record is from RefSeq and is a predicted model, not a curated record.